AUGGCAUGCCCAUUCUUGCGGGAUGUGGUGGAUGAAGAAGCACUUGUGCUGAGGAGAGCCUUCAGGCGAGAAAGGGUCUUCAGGGACCGGUUGGACCCACUGGCCUUCCCUGAUGACCAUCUAUAUGAAAGAUACAGGUUUUCUGCAGAUGGCACAGCAUUAGCAGAUGUCUUCAUCUCCUUCCCUGGCCACAGAAGACUCUGUGACAUCAAAGAGGAGUUCUAUAGGAUUGCAGGUGAAUUCUCUGGUGUGUUGCUGGGAGACAGGGGGUAUGGCUGCCAGCCUUUUCUCCUGACACCUUUCACAGACCCCCAGGAAGCACAGCAGGCCUACAACCAUGCCCAUGCCAGGACCAGGGCCAGAGUUGAAAUGACCUUUGGCAUCCUGAAGGCACGCUUUCACUGCCUUCACAAAUUAAGGGUCAGCCCUGUUAGGGCAUGUGAUAGUACUGUGGCUUGUGCUGUCCUCCACAAUGUGGCCUGCCUGAGGAAGGAGAGGGCCCCCAGAGUGCCACCAGCCAUGGACUGGGACAAUCCGGCAGUCUUCCCUGAUGACGACAGUGUCCUUCAGCAUCUGACUGAAUCCAUCCUGGCAGAAAAGGAUGAUGACAGCAGCCUGGUGAGGAGCAUGAAACAUGCUAUCUGCAAGAACUUAAAAGAGCGGUAUGAGGAUUCUGAUAUGGCUAAUGUGAUUAACAUGGCCUGUGUACUUGACCCCCGCUUCAAGUUGAACUUCGUGGAAGAGGCAGAUUCAAUCAAAGGACAGCUAGAGCAACAGGUCACGCAGGAGUCUUCUGCAAAUGAAGGUAGCACUUCUACUCUCUCACAGGAGUCUUCUGCCAGAGGAGAAUGUGAAGAUGAGGGGACCAGUGUCUCUGUCCCUGAGGCCCCAAAAGGCUUGGCUGGUAAUCUCAAAAUAAUACCAAAGAAAAAACAGGAGAAAAACCAAUCAGCAGACAUGGUGAAAUCUACACUAGCAUUUCAAGAAGUUUCUGUUUACACAUCCUUGCCCACUAUUGCUGUCGAUAAAGACCCACUUCAGUGGUGGAAGGAUAAUGAGGAGGAGUUUCCAAGGUUGGCAAAACUGGCACAGAAGAUCCUUUGCAUUCCCGCCACCAGUGUUGCAUCAGAAAGACUUUUCAGUUCUUCAGGAAACAUUCAGACAGUGUUUCGCUCCAGUUUGAAACCAGACAAACGUAAUAUGCUUGUCUUCCUUCACACAAAUUUGCCAUAGAUUGUGAAUGCAAUAAGUAAAAAUACAUGUGCAUUGUUU
Messenger RNA from Carassius carassius (crucian carp), 1272 nucleotides. RefSeq lists its product as uncharacterized. Bases 1 to 1233 code for a protein of 410 amino acids. The record is from RefSeq and is a predicted model, not a curated record. The transcript has 5 exons. Lineage: Eukaryota; Metazoa; Chordata; Actinopteri; Cypriniformes; Cyprinidae. Gene Ontology annotation, molecular function: protein dimerization activity.